Molecule: messenger RNA, 3135 nt
Organism: Tyto alba (common barn owl)
Lineage: Eukaryota; Metazoa; Chordata; Aves; Strigiformes; Tytonidae
Exons: 3
Coding region: 1286-2272 (328 amino acids)
Source: RefSeq, a predicted model, not a curated record
GCUUAUCUAGGGGGCGGAAAAAACCAACAGUAUCACAAGGACAGAAAAUAAACAAACCUUAAAUAUUCACAGGCUGCCUAAGACAUCUAUAAAAACAUUGUGUCAUCCAGUGAAGCCCCACCUCAACAAAUUAUGGUCCUCAAUUUCUGUCAAAGCUGAGCUGUUUUUGCAAAGCAUCAACUUGCUUUGUUUAACAUCAUUAAACUAAUAGCAGCAUAAAAACUUCAAGCAAUGUAAAAUGUGGCUAGUGACAUCUUUAAAUUACCUUUCAAGUCUCUUCCCAGAUGAAUUUUAUUGAGUGUCUGUAAGUACUCAAGACUGUUGCAAUUCAGGAAGACUACAGUAGCAAGCAGCUGAGGAACAGGAUGUCCUGGCAAGUGACUUGUCCUCUCAAUGGCUGUCAAGCCUAGCAUGGAAAAAGCACUAGAAAUACUGGCAUUACACAGGGCUAGUCAAGCUUUGUGAAAGUCAAGUCACUGAGCAAUAGCUAUUGUCUGUGUCUUGGUUUCAGCUGGGUCGGAGUUAAUUUUUCUUCUUAGCUAGAAUAGUGCUGUGUUUUGGAUUCAGUAUGGGAUUUGGUAUGAGAAGAAUGCUGAUAAUACGCUGAUGUCUUGAGUUGUUGCUAAGGGAUCAAGGACUUUCCAGCUCCUCAUAUCCUGCCCAUGUGCAGGUGUACAAGAGGCUGGGCGGGAGCACUGCCAGAGCAAUGGACCCAACCUGGCCAAUGAAAUAUUCCGUAUCAUGCAACGUCAUGCUCAGUAUAUAGAAGACAAUUGGCUGGGACAGAAGGGUUUCUCUCUCUCUCUUCUGGGAUUGUGUGUUUGGGAUCUUAGCUUCUCUGGGAUCGCUAGCCAGGAACAGGCUGGAUAUCGUGACAUCAGACACAAAGAAAGCAGACAGUUUCCCCCACACACCCUCAAAGUCCUUCAAUGACACAGACCAGCUGCCACCCGAUGAUUUUGGCAGCAAACUACAAGAAAAAACAACAGGUUAUCAAUGUGCACCCUGUACCAUGGAAUUACUUGGUCCGUAAGUGCAGCAUCCUCCAUGAUACACUCCUGUGAGUGAAGCAAGAUACCUACUUCUUUCUUCCACUAAAUCCUAGCAAACACAGCCUGAAAGGGAAAGACUGCUCAGACAAGGGAAAAAUUUGGGAGAAAAAACCUGAAAGACCAUUUUAAAGUACAAAAGAGGCAAACCAGAAGCUCCACCUCCUCAUUUGUGCACACACCACCUGCUACAGAACAGAAAAUAGGCAGGGUAUUUGCAGUGUUUGCUCCUGGACAUGUUUUUAAUGGAGACUCAAACUACCAGAAAACCUGAUACAUUAUCUCACUCUGGUGGAUCUACCUGUCACUGCAAUUCUUUAAAUCAACAGGAUGUAAGGAGCACUGCUCCCCUUCCAAGAUGCGUGGUACAUGGCAGUCUGUUGGUGGGGCUAUGCUUUCGGAAGUGCUCUCCAGCAGCUGAGAGGUAUUGGGAUGGUGUGAGAGGGCUCAGGGGGAACCACAGCUUACUGGACAAAGCAGCAAUUACACUCGUACUCUUCCACCCUUAUCCAUUUUUAAACAGAUAUCUCUUCUCUGACCUCACCCUGCAACCUCAAGGUGAAUUGUUUUUGAGAGAUUUGCCUUCCUGGACCCUGAUCUACCUGGAUGAAAUCCAGUUCUGCCUCCAAACACUAAGGUGGUUUUUUUUUUUUUUUUUGAUCCACCACCACCUUGCAGGCCACCAAACAGCUGAUACCCGUGCAAACAGGUGCCAGACGAGCAAUCCAGCACCAAAAGUUCUGCACUCGGCUGCCACAAGGCUAGAUGUGGACGACGAGGAGGCCUGUUGCCCGGGACUGGAAAAGGAAGAAGUUGGCAGCAACAGAGAAGCAUUCUACAGACCUGUGAAAACCCUCUGCGAGACGGACUCGGCAGAGGCCCCCAGGGGGACGCCCGCCUGCCUGCUCGCCGCUCCGCAGCCGCCGCGCAGGGCAGUCGCCGAUCCCGCUGCACGGAGAGCGCCCUGCCGGACCUCCCCCGCCGCCGAACGCCCCGCCGGGAUCGCUUCUCUUCUCCGCCCCGCACCGUGUUGUAGAACUCGGCGAUGGCGGGCACGAUGGUAUAGUUGUCCUCGCACCAGUCCACCUCCGAACUUCCCGCCCACAGCUGCUCCCACCACACCAGCACGCCCGUGGCGCCCGCCCGCCCGCCUCUCCAGCCCGGCCGCGGCGGCGCCCCCAGGCGGUCGCCCCGCCCUCCCGCCUCGCCUCGGCCCUGUGUGAGGCGCAGGGCGGCCUCCCCAGGCCCGGCAGGGCUCGGCGCGGCCCGCCCGGCGCCUGUACGGCAGCCGAUGGCGACGGCCGGGUUUCUACACAACCGGGGCUGUCAGCCGGGGGGACCGCUGCAAGCCAGGUGGACUGAAGCUCUUCAUCCCUGCUCCCGCGACGGCUUUGAGCAGCCGGCUCCCGCACACAGGUGACCCACCGAGCUGCCCGCCUCCCUCCCUCUUAAAAAUGCGCCUUAGGAGUAGCUGCUCAGACUGUUUAAUGGGAACGCGCGGCAGCUUACCGCAUUCCCCUGUAGGGAAGGCGACACAGGCGGGGGAGCGCCGCCCCCGCGCUUGAGCGUUGAAGACGUCUUCCUGCAGGCGGUCAGCGGUUGGGCCGGCGGAGGCAGGCAGGCGAGGGCAUUUCACGCCCCGCGAGACGCGAGAGGCUGGCGCAGAGGGUAGUCCCGCUUCGCCGAGUACCGAGAGCUUUCCCCCCACCGGAGACGGGGCUCUACCUACCGGCCCGCCCCGCCCCGCCUGCGGCCCGGGAAGCACGUGCGGGGCGGGUGCCGCUCAGGCUGCGCCGAGGGCCCGCCCGCCCGCGGGGAGCCAGAGCGAGCGCCGCCGGUUUUCUGCUUGUUCGUACGGUCAGCGCCCGGACGGACACACCAGCCCCGUUUCCGUGACUCUACUGUCACUUAAACGAAAGGUCCCUUUCGUACCGCCAGCGAAAUUGGACGGAACCGUUUUCCUGCCAUAGGCCGCACCCGGGCCUGACCCCCGGCUCGUGGAGCGAGGAGGGUACCUGGGGGCGGCUCCCGGCUGCUGCGAGGGCCGGAGUCGACGCACCGGAGAGCUCUGCCCGGGCCGCCGCCC